Messenger RNA from Prorocentrum cordatum, 1917 nucleotides. NCBI's taxonomy places the organism in Eukaryota, Dinophyceae, Prorocentrales, Prorocentraceae. The record is from the annotation of a GenBank genome assembly.
AUGGAAAUUCCUGGGCUCCAUUGGGAUAGGUGCAUACGUACGGGGGGUCCCGAGGGGCCCCUGGUGUUCAACCUGAUUGUCGUGGCGAUGUGGGCCGAGGUCUUCAGAUCUUGGGACAUCAAAAGAUUGGGCUACCGUGUCGAGGGACUCUACGGGUCCAUCCGUAAGGAGAUCCUCAUCAGUCACUUCCUCUGGGCUGACAACGUCUAUCUCGUAGCCGGUUCGGCCGCUGACCUCAGGAGUAUGAUUCACGAUCUAACAUUACCACUCGCUUCUUUUGGCAUGACGUGGAAGGCGUCAUCACUGCUCUUUAUGACAUGUGGCCUGGCACCUCGUUGUAAUGCUGAUGGGAUUAUCUUACCUGAGGAGGAUCUCAUAGUUACCACAUCUGAGGUCCUGCGCUUCAGAAGAGUUUCCUCGAUGAAUGUGCUCGGUGUCGAGAUUCAUUCCGAGUUCAAUACCCCUGCACAUCCUGAUGUGGGCCAUCGUCUGUCCAUGGCACGCAAGAGUUUCUAUGGCAUGUCCAACUAUUUCAGGUGUUCUGCUGUGAGUAUUAGGGAUAAAUUCUGGAGGUAUCAGGAGAAGGUUCAGGGUAUUGCUAUGUACGGUAUCGAGGGCAUGACACUCGACAAUCAUUCCAUUCAGCGUAUGCACGCCUUCGAAGGGCUCUGUCUUUGCAAAAUGUUCAGGUGUCCCAGGGGAGCCGAGGAGGAUGUGGCCACGUGGAGUCGGAGGAGGUAUGCGGAAGCCAGGAGGAAGUUUCAGGAGAUGGGUUUCGCUUCCCUGGUUCAGAGGUUUCUUCGUGUUUCCUGGAAACUGGCAAAAGAUAUGUGCGAGUUUAUCCACGUGAUCCAGGCGGGCACAUGUGAUGAGUGGAGGAAUGCUGGUCGGACUUGGCGUGACGUACGUGCGUGCUUGUGUGCAUAUGGUGUUAUGUGGGACCGCAUCCGUACGGAUGCCUCGGAGUUCCUGCGCAUGAAUUUCUACCUUCGUGAAUCCAGUCAGAUGAAACGCCAGCGGGGAGGGGGGCUUGCCAUUGGACAGAGACAUUGGGCCCACAUGUUGUCAGAGUUCUUCGGGCCCAAGUGGUGGGGGGAUAUUCGUGCUACUCCAGGGGCCUUCGGGCAGUUCGCCGCACACGUCUGUUCUCGGGAAAUGCUUGACCGUUUCCAGAUCCGUGCCAAAACGCAUAGUCAUCCUAGGGCUACUGGGGAGGUCCAUAUCCAAACUCAGCAGGAACUUCAGGAGUAUGGAGUGGAGGAGGGAUCACAAACUGCCAAUGAUCGUCUAGCUAAACGACUUGCUGUACACACAUCCAAAUGGGAAAAUGCCGAGUGGAAUCUUGAGGCCUUCGGAGUCCCCAUAAGUAUCCAUGGAGAUAGCCUCUUGGUUGUAUCAUGGUGCCAAGGUUACUGGCAGGUUACCAACACAUCUCAUCAAAAGAGAGUCGACAGGAUCAUAAAUCGUCUGGAUGGUAUGUCUUUUUGGUUUCGUAUACGCCCGUUUUCUCCUGGAAGAGACCUUAUCGAACACUGCUUCAGGGAAUGGAAUACAAGGGCGGACGUGCUUACUCAUACUGCCCGAGAGGGCAUCGACAUAUUUCAGGAUUGUAUCGGGCAGCAGCCCAACGAGUAUCGAAUCUUCACAGGUAUUGUGCCAUCGAUUGUGGCUUCGAUGGUGGAGUGUCGAUGGCGGGUGUCGGAGUCGGUUGCUGGAUUGAUGUCGGUCGUGUCUCGCGGACGUGUCGUAAGCCGAGCUCCAGCGAUAUUGUGUGGACGGAGGUGUAUAGUGCUGCUUUCUCUAUCGACAACAAUGCUUCAGUUACUGAUGCCGAACUGUCGGCGAUUGAACAUAUCAUUGAUGUUCUUCCACGGGUUCUUCACACAUACUUUGAGUUUGAACUUUUGUGACUUGUGA